AAAGGCUCCAUUUGAUCAAAAUAUAAGGAAGGAAAGAUUGUGGGGAGUACUGUUUUCCAGCAAGGGUAUCUUCUCUACCGUUGAUCAUGGAGGAGGAAACGUCAUGGAUCACUGACUGCUUUGAUGACAUUGGGCGGAAAUUUACAGAUAUUUCAGAGUUUGAGUCAUUAUCUGAGAUUGGCGAUGAAAGCAAUAAUCUAAACCCAGUGAUUUCUACAGAUUUUAUUCUCCCUGAUGAUUUAUUGGAACGAAUCCUUGCCUAUCUUCCUAUUGCAAGCUUCUUUAGAGCAGGUUGUGUGUGUAAAAGAUGGAAUGAGAUUGUAAAUUCCAGAAGGUUAAUUGUUUUAUAUCAGAAACCUUGGUAUUUUAUGUUUACCAGCUCUGAUGAACCGAUAGGAUAUGCCUAUGAUCCAGUGUUCCGGAAAUGGUAUGGUUUGGAGCUCCCCUGCAUUGAGACAUCUAACUGGUUUAUUGCUUCUUCUUGUGGGUUGAUCUGCUUCAUGGACAAUGAGAGUAGAAGCCAGCUAUUUGUUUGUAACCCUAUUACGAAAGAUUAUAAGAGGCUUGAUGAGCCUCCGGGUUUGAAAUAUUCUGACUACAGUGCUCUUGCAAUCUCAGUUAAUAGGCUAUCUCACAGUUACACUGUUGCAAUUGCAAAAUCCAAGCAGGUUCCUGAUAAUUUCUUCCAGUGGGAUCUCUCGAUCGAUAUCUACGACUCAGAAGCAAUGACAUGGGUGACUUCUGCUAGAGAUGUUUUGACGGGGUGGAGAGGAGGCGAUGAGAGUGUGAUCUGUGAUGGAGUUCUAUACUUUUUGAUUUACUCAACUGGAGGUAGUGUGGGUUGGCUUGACCGCCAUGGCUUGAUUAUGUAUGAUCUGUCUAGCCGAUCUUCCCAUGGUAUGCUGGAGCGGAUUCUUGUACCCUGCUCUCUCACCUGUGGCCGCCUAAUGAACCUUAAGGAGAAGUUGGUGAUGGUGGGUGGGAUUGGUAAACCAGACCGACCAGACAUAAUAAAGGGGAUCGGCAUUUGGAUUUUGAACGGAAAAGAGUGGCAGGAGGUCUCAAGGAUGCCCCACAAGUUCUUUCAAGGAUUUGGGGAGUUUGAUGAUGUCUUUGCCAGUAGCGGAACUGAUGAUCUUAUUUACAUCCAGAGCUAUGGAGCUCCCGCUCUUCUUGUGUUUGAUAUGAACCAGAAGCAAUGGAAGUGGUCACAGAAGUGCCCUGUGACAAAGAGGUUCCCACUUCAGCUCUUCUCUGGUUUUUGCUUCGAACCAAGGCUUGAAGUUGCUCCCUGACUCUGGGCCUGUUUUCUUUUGUGCUUAAUCCUGGUAAUUGAAAAUUUAAUGUUCCUCAUUUGUUAGUUAUUUUGGAAUUGAAGUCUCUGGAAAAGUCUAAAGAAAGUGAACUUGUGGAUAGGGCUUUUGCUUAUUCAUGAAACGUAAAUUGUAUUCUUUGCUUUUGGAGGUAUCAUGGGAAGAGUUAAAAAUUGAGAGUUGUGACCUUGUACAA
Molecule: messenger RNA, 1509 nt
Organism: Telopea speciosissima
Lineage: Eukaryota; Viridiplantae; Streptophyta; Magnoliopsida; Proteales; Proteaceae
Product: F-box/kelch-repeat protein At3g61590-like
Exons: 2
Coding region: 87-1295 (402 amino acids)
Molecular function (GO): protein binding
Source: RefSeq, a predicted model, not a curated record